AAAAUUUUGGUAUUUAGGGAUUUCAAUUGAAUUAGUGCUUGUUAUCUGUUACUUUUCUUCUGUGGUUGAAUCUGUGAAAUCCAUUUUUCGUGAGCUCUAAAUUUGUGAUUUAAUCUACUAAUUGGCUUAGUUUUGAGCUCUGUAAUAUCCAUUUUUGAGAAAAAAUCAUUCAAUUUCGUAAUAUCAAUUGUUUCGGUUGAUCAAUAGAGAGAAGAAGGAGAAUGAGUGAAUUGACGGCGGAGGGCAGAGCUGUACUGAUUGAAGGAGUUGGUUUGAUACUUUGGCGAUGGACUGCUAUGCGAGCCGCUGUCGAAAACGGUUGGGGCGGCCGAGACUCUCAAGCGAAAGCUGAUGGCACUGUUUCCACUGUUUUCAAAUUUUUAAUCCAAUCACAAGAUCCAGCAAAGGACAUUGAAACAUUAGGUGACAUUUUAGAUAAAGGUCUUGAUGAGCUUAAUACUACGGCUGAAGAUGGAAGCGUCGAUGAGGUGGCAAACACUCUAAUAGAUUUGUAUGAAGAUUGCUGUAACCAUAACUAUGAAAUGCUUGAGGAACUAAGGGCAACUAGAUCUCAGGCGACUGCAAGUGUUGUCAAGGUUUCAAAUGGUAACGAUGAGGAAAGCGAUGAUGAAGAUGAGGACAAUGAUCAAACCACAGACAUGAUGGUGGAGGCAUCUAACCAGAAACCAGAAGUCAUGCCGGUUGAUGAACCAGCAGCCGAUGAUGGUUGGACGGUUGUUUCGUCUAGAAAAAACAAGGGAAAGAGGAAUUAACAGGUUUUGAUUCCCAAGGUGUUGUGUAAUUUUUAACAGUUUUGUUUAUUUUGAUAAUAUUAAGAUAGUAUGACUUGUGUACCGUCGUCACUUUAUAAAUUAAAAUCAGAAGA
This is a messenger RNA of Arabidopsis arenosa, 886 nucleotides long. The record is from the annotation of a GenBank genome assembly. NCBI's taxonomy places the organism in Eukaryota, Viridiplantae, Streptophyta, Magnoliopsida, Brassicales, Brassicaceae.